Molecule: messenger RNA, 774 nt
Organism: Aspergillus bombycis
Lineage: Eukaryota; Fungi; Ascomycota; Eurotiomycetes; Eurotiales; Aspergillaceae
Exons: 1
Coding region: 1-774 (257 amino acids)
Source: RefSeq, a predicted model, not a curated record
AUGACAGGUAUUAUCCAAAAAUUAAGAAGAAAGCGAAAGCUCUCUUCGGAGCUGCACUCCCGCUGGGGUGAUGUGGCUAUCACGUAUCCCAAUGCCGGCUCCUGGAGUCAAUACGAGCAAUCGCCUGUUGGAACACCCAAUUCGAUACCCGUUAAAAUGUUAGAUCACUGUCGACGACAUGGUUCCCUUGAUUCGCUCGAUCACCAUGGCCACGCAUCUACUCUACCUUCGGGCAACUUCAAAGAGCGGACAUCAUCCACUGAUUCGGCCAUGACUAUGCCAACGGGACACUACGACGCAAAGCUACGAGGGCGAUCGAAGAAAAAGGCACCCCCUCCAAGUCCUAUAGUAGGACAUAAAGCCCAUCCCACAGUGAGGGAUGGUUUUGACGAAUCUUCCACUGAUGAGGAAGAGGAUUCCAUAUCCGGUCUUAACAGUCCAAAGGGGCGAUAUCCACGGGACAGGUCUCGCACGAAAUCCGGCGAGGAAAGCGGAACCUAUUCACGCGCGUCCAAAUCACCGCCGCUGUCGGUCACAUCACGAAUGCGCCACUUCAGUUUACAGAGUACUACAACCGAUCCGACAGCAUCUAUACCAGCUACAUCGAGUUCGAGACAUACCAGUUAUACGUCGUCUAUCCCUUCAGUGCCGUCUGAGGACCCUCGGCUGGGACACCGACCAAGUCCUCGUGAUACUAAACUUAUGCAUCGGCCGAAGCCUGCACCGGUUGCAGAACAGGAGUUGGUUCCGUCGUACGAUGAUCUUUACGGAUAG